GGUCUGCUGUGUAAGGGCUGGAAUCGCUGGGCACCCCCACCCCCCGGAGGAGCGUAUACACCCCCGGAAAAACAGAGUCCAAAUCUGCGAAGUAAAGCCCCCACCCCACCCCCGCACGCUUAUGAGAAGAUCUCAGCCGCUCAUUUACUGCGCAAUCCUAUUCGUGUUUACUCUUAGGUUGUGCUUUGUCCCCGGAUUUAUUUGGCCACCUGCCCUUCCACUGCCUUGCUGCUGCGCCCCCAGAAAUCCUGCUAUGUGGCUCCCAACCAGCUGAAUCUCUUCCCCAUAGUGGGGAGAAAGGGAGAUGGAAGAGGAGUGAGGAAGCGGAGCUAAGGGGAACUGCUGAGUUAGCUGAACUGCCUCUUUAUUUGUCUGCCUGGUUCCCAGGGCUGGCUAUGCAAUGCUGCUGUGGCUGACGCCCUGAGAUGGCCAAAACGGGCACCGAUGAACCUCAGUUACCACUAGAAGAUGGGGAGUCUGCUUCGCAGGUCAAAGAUGAGUGGUCGGAGGCCAGGUCAGAUUCUCACAGCACUGUGAAGAUCGAGGUGGUUUGCACAGAUGAUGGAGAGAGCUCUACCCACAGCGCUGCCGAGGAGCCGGCCCGCAAGCGCAAGAAGGGCCCCGCCCCGAAGAUGUUGGGCGACGAGGUCUGCAGCGUGUGCGGCGACAAGGCCUCGGGAUUCCACUACAACGUGCUCAGCUGCGAGGGCUGCAAGGGCUUCUUCCGGCGCAGUUUCAUCAAGGGGGCACAGUACACCUGCAAGGGCAGCGGGCAGUGCCACAUGGACAUGUACAUGCGCCGGAAGUGCCAGGAGUGCCGCUUGAAGAAGUGCCGACAGGCCGGCAUGCGAGAGGAGUGUGUUCUGUCGGAAGAGCAGAUCCGCAAGAAGAAGAUCCGGAAGCAGCAGGAGGGGGAAGUGGCAUCAGGUGGGGAGGGGGGUGGAGGCGAGGUCCUCCGAGUGCCUCCUCUGCCCUGCGAUCCUGCUUUGCCCCAACCCGAGCCAGCUCCGCUCACGCCCCAGCAGGAGGGCAUGAUCCGGCAGCUGGUGGCAGCGCAACAGCAGUGCAACAAGAGGAGCUUCAGCGACCAGCCCAAAGUCACGCCCUGGCCAAUGGGCAGCGACCCCAACAGCCGGGAGGCUCGGCAACAGCGCUUCGCCCACUUCACGGAACUGGCCAUCAUCUCGGUGCAGGAGAUUGUGGACUUUGCCAAGCAGGUGCCCGGCUUCCUGCAGCUCUCUCGGGAAGACCAGAUUGCGCUACUCAAGGCCUCCACCAUCGAGAUCAUGUUGUUGGAGACAGCCCGGCGCUAUAACCACGAGACCCAGUGCAUUACCUUUCUUAAAGAUUUCACCUACAGCAAGGAUGACUUUCACCGUGCAGGUCUGCAGGUCGAGUUCAUCAACCCCAUCUUUGAAUUCUCCCGGGCCAUGCGACAGUUGCAGCUGGACGACGCCGAGUACGCCCUCCUCAUCGCCAUCAACAUCUUCUCAGCCGACCGGCCCAACGUGCAGGACCACGGCCUUGUGGAGGCACUGCAGCAGCCCUACAUCGAGGCCCUCAGUUCUUACAUCCUCCUCCACCGCCCACAGGACCGCCUGAUGUUCCCACGCAUGCUGAUGAAGCUGGUGAGCCUGCGAACUUUGAGCAGCGUACACUCCGAGCAGGUCUUUGCUUUGCGCCUUCAAGACAAGAAACUUCCACCGCUGCUCUCCGAGAUCUGGGAUGUACACGAGUAGACAUUUUGGGGGUGGGGUGAAGGGAGGGUGCAGCCCCUCCCUCCCUCACACACACACACACCUCUCUCUCUCUCUGUCUCUCUGUCUCUCUCUCUCUCUUUCUCUCGGCCCCUGCAGACCUGGCUCCCCUGUGAGGGAUUCUUUGGGACCUUGGCAUAAGACUUGCUACAGAUGGACCGUGAUAAGGCCAAAGGGACUGCAUCAAGGGGGCUUACAAAGCACUUCCCCCCCCCCUGCCCUGUCUACUUGUUUUCGCUCCACGCCUUGCUUCCCCACUUCUGGUUUUGGGGAUUGGGGAGUGGAGUUGGCUACAGUUCUUUUUUUGGGAUGGGAGGGAGAAGAUGCAAAGGGGCUUCUCCCCCCAAAGACUGAUCAUGGAGAAUGAACCACAUCGCCCCGUGUGGCAUUCUUGUUUGUCAGCCCUCAUGUGCGCCCCACUACGAAGGGCGGAAGGAGAGUAUUGCAACGGAGAAGAAGUAGGAAGGGGCAGGGGGCAGAAUACCGUAUGCCUGGUGUGUGGGGCAGAUGCCCAGAAAAAUAAAUUCCGUCAUGACAAACCAA
Molecule: messenger RNA, 2300 nt
Organism: Elgaria multicarinata webbii
Lineage: Eukaryota; Metazoa; Chordata; Lepidosauria; Squamata; Anguidae
Gene: NR1H2
Product: nuclear receptor subfamily 1 group H member 2
Exons: 10
Coding region: 426-1739 (437 amino acids)
Biological process (GO): cell differentiation; lipid metabolic process; negative regulation of transcription by RNA polymerase II
Molecular function (GO): zinc ion binding; nuclear receptor activity; RNA polymerase II cis-regulatory region sequence-specific DNA binding
Source: RefSeq, a predicted model, not a curated record